AGAUUACAUUUUAAACUUAGAAAUUAGGUAAAUUACAGAAGGUAGUUCUGAGGGUCUGUAUCUCUUAAUUGCUUAUACCUUUAAAUGGGAGCAGUGACCGUCUUUGAAAGAUUAAAAUAGGUCAGGAAUGGCAACCUGCCCUCCAAAACGAGUAGACUGGGAAUGUUAUAUAGAAUUUUAUAGCAUCAUUAGUUGUCCCUUAUGGUUAGGGAAUAUUUUGGGCAAGUUAAAACUUUCAGUAAUUUUAACUAUUUUAAUGUUUCUAAAUUGUAGGAUAUUAAUUAAUAUAUUAAUAUAUUAUAAUAUUUUUGCUGAUAUGUUGUACAGUAGUAUAGUUUAUGGGAUACAAAACUGAAAGGAGACUUAUCCUUGGAGAUAUCCAGGAAAAUACAGUUAAGAAAGCCAUUUAUCUGUUGCUAAUAUAAGGUUAGUAAUACAUAACCAUAUAAUCUGUAGGAUAGUAUGACAUUUCUGCCUUUAUGCAAAAUUAUUGAAUCAAAGUUUGAAGUAGUGCUUUCUUUAAUGGAUUUUAUUCAUAAAAUCAUCUUUACUGUAAUCUGUGUUCCUUGACUUUUCAUCAACAUUGAAAACAUUUUCUCUUAAUUUUUUCUCAUUAACAUAAUGAACCAUAUUCAUUUUUUGGUCAGUUGUAAGCCAUUCUUUUAUUCCACUUGGAUUGUUCAUUUUAAGUGAAGGAGGCGGAGCCUUUAUUGUAUAAGCAGACAUUUUUGAAAUAACAGGAUAUUUCUUAGCCUAGAACUUGUAUAUUCUUUAACAUUAUAAGGAUAAGAUUAAACAGUUUCUGUGUUUCAGUUAACUAUUUAACUUUAUCAGAGUUUCAGGCAUAUCCAAAACACUGAAAGCUUACUAGCACCUGCAUAGUGAAUCAGUUAAAAAAGUUGUCCUCAUUUUGCAUUUUGAAUUCUGAAUAAUAUUUCUAUCUACACAGCAGCCCAGAAAACAAUAAAACUAUCACUUCAUAUAACAUUGCAUCGUUCCUGGAUUCUCUACAGUUGUUUAGUUCUCCUCAAGUAAGCAUAUGCUUCUGAGACAUUCUUUUACUUCAGGUAAAAAUGAACUGAAAACAGAAAAAUCAUUUUGUCUGUUUCUGCAUCAGUUCUAUAAGGAGCAAGUAAAUUUCUUUGUUUUCGUUUAGGUAGGAUGUUGUCGUAAGGAUAGAUGGUAGUGUUCAACAUGUUAAAGAUGUUAAAGAUGGGUAGUAGGAAUUCAGUGAACAUUAGGUAUCAUGGAUCAAGGUCAGGUUUAGUGAGUCAGAUACUCUUCAGUAACAGGCGGCUCAUGAAAGCAUUAAAGCUUAAAGUUGCUGUGAGUUCAGCAAGCAGGGGGAUUGAGAAGACAAGCAGAUGGGUUAAAACUAAAGGUCAGUAAGUGGGCAAGACUAGUUAAAUGAGGCAGAUACUCCCUAAGUUUGGAAUUCCAGAAAGGUGCUUGAAAAGGACUGAACCCUUCAAGCCUACUGCUGUUAGUGUGUAGAGUCCUUGAGGAAACAAGCAUUUUGACAUAACUUAAUCACUCUACUAAGAAACUAAGAAGAUGAAGGAAGCUGGAACGUCUUGCUGGAAAAGGAAUGAGGGAAUGAAAGGGUAAGUUUCUGACUAGAAUUUUGUGAUUUCAGAACUUGCAGGAAAACUAUUCUGUUUCCUUUUGGGUUAGAUUCUCAGGCACUAGCAGCUGCUAGAAUAGACAUUGGAAGGCAGAGCCAAAAUAGAUCAGUAUGCAAUUUUGUAAAAUUACUGAGGAUGUAGAGAAAAGUAAUUUGUGAAACCUCUGAAAUCAUCUGCAGCUCCAUGUUUGUGUUUGAACUGAAUAACUUAGGACUUAAAGAAGUCAAAGCCAUCAGAAAGUAACAUGUACUCCAUUCAGCUGAAUAAAUGUCAUUUUGGUAUUAGCAUAGAAAAGAAUCUUUAAAACUUCUUUCCAAAAAGCACUCAGUAUUGACCCAUAUGUUCCAAUAUAGUUGUGAACCAUGUACAACUGAUGUUUGACUUGACUCAACAUGAAAAGAAUUUAACCAGCUGUCCUUGCUGAAUCUUGUCUCCUGAAUAUGGUUCAAUGUAUCUAUGCCUGCCUACCUCAAUCUGCAAGGGAGUGUCAGAAAGGCCCCGCAUUCGCCAAGCCGAGAUACUACUCGUCAACGAAUCAAAUUCAGUGAUGACAGAGUAUGCAAGAGCCACCUUCUCAACUGUUGUCCUCAUGAUGUCCUUUCUGGAACUAGAAUGGACCUUGGAGAAUGUCUGAAAGUCCAUGACCUGGCUUUAAGAGCGGAUUAUGAAAUUGCAUCCAAAGAACAAGAUUUUUUCUUUGAACUUGAUGCCAUGGAUCAUCUGCAGUCAUUCAUUGCAGAUUGUGAUCGUAGAACAGAGGUGGCCAAGAAAAGAUUAGCAGAAACCCAAGAAGAGAUCAGUGCCGAAGUAGCAGCAAAGGCAGAACGUGUUCAUGAGUUAAAUGAAGAAAUUGGUAAAUUGUUAGCCAAGGUGGAACAACUAGGAGCUGAAGGGAAUGUGGAGGAAUCCCAGAAAGUAAUGGAUGAAGUGGAGAAAGCACGGGCAAAGAAAAGAGAAGCAGAGGAAGUUUAUCGGAAUUCUAUGCCAGCUUCGAGUUUUCAGCAGCAGAAACUUCGAGUCUGUGAAGUCUGCUCUGCCUAUUUAGGACUUCAUGAUAAUGACAGAAGACUGGCUGAUCAUUUUGGGGGUAAACUGCACCUGGGAUUUAUUGAAAUAAGAGAGAAGCUUGAAGAAUUAAAGAGAGUUGUAGCUGAGAAGCAGGAGAAAAGAAACCAGGAACGGCUGAAACGAAGAGAAGAAAGGGAGAGAGAAGAAAGAGAGAAGCUGAGGAGGUCCCGAUCUCACAGCAAGAAUCCGAAAAGAUCCAGGUCCAGAGAGCAUCGCAGACAUCGAUCUCGCUCCAUGUCACGUGAACGCAAGAGGAGAACUCGAUCUAAAUCUCGGGAGAAACGCCAUCGCCACAGGUCCCGCUCCAGCAGCCGUAGCCGCAGCCGUAGCCACCAGAGAAGUCGGCACAGUUCUAGAGAUAGGAGCAGAGAACGAUCCAAGAGGAGAUCCUCAAAAGAAAGAUUCAGAGACCAAGACUUAGCAUCAUGUGACAGAGACAGGAGUUCAAGAGACAGAUCACCUCGUGACAGAGAUCGGAAAGAUAAGAAGCGGUCCUAUGAGAGUGCUAAUGGCAGAUCAGAAGACAGGAGGAGCUCUGAAGAGCGCGAAGCAGGGGAGAUCUAACUAGCUGUGUACAUUUCUUCAGUCCUUAAGCUUCCUACGGAGUUACAUACUAUUGUUUAGUUCACAGCUGUUCAGGGUGACAGUAAGCAGAUCCAGACACCAGAUCCAGCUAGGCUAGAUGUACAGUAUCUAACUUGAUCUGAACUGAACCUGUUUUCCUUGAUGAUGCCUAAAACUACAUCCAUAGUUUCUGGUGAACCUGUAAUACAGUUCUGAAAGUACCGUUUUAUAUAAUAAGAUGCUGAUCUCUUUAUUCUUUCAAGUAAGAGUGAUAGUGAACAAAUUGUGUUACUUGCCUUGGGAUUUUUUGAACAUUUGUAAAAUGCUGUCUUCCUAGUCCAAACAGCUGCAGCUUUGGGCAUUUUCUUUUAAAUUCUUCUUUUCUCUGACUUUGUAUCCCUUAACCUGCACUCCCCAGUUGUAAGAGAAGUGGGACAGGGAAGCACUGUAGCUUCCAUUCUAAGGCUCUACUCCCGUUAUGAAUUACUAGUGAUUACAGUUCAGAGCAUUGAUCCUGGAAUGUGUGCUGGAGAAAUUUAAAAUACUGGGUUUUUUUGUUUAAUGGUGCCUGUUUAGAGUUGGAAAUUGAACAGCUGUUGCAUUACAUACUUUUGCUUUUUUAUUGAAAUUUUGAAAUCGAACUUGUCUUGAUUUUUCUGUUCUGUUGAAUUGCUAUAUUCAGGAUGUUCUUGGGGGGUGGGGGCAGGGAUUCUUCGUAAUAAGCACUUGUUUUAUUUUGUGUGUGUGGAGUAUAAAGGCUACACCCUUAUUGUAAAACAUAAUAAUAAAAUGAAAGAAACAAUCACCACCACCAUUAUUAAACUGUAACUUGUCUAGUAAAUUGUCACUAGAACUAUUUGCUGUGGGCAUUUCCUCUAUUCUGUUAUAUCAUUAAUAUAAGUGCCUUACUGUGCAAGGCACCAAAGGACAUAAAUACGUACUUACAGAGAUUCCAGAUGAGCUGUUCACGUGGGCCCCUUGCUGACUAUAUUCCAGCCACAUCAGGGUUGUUUGUAGUGACCGUUACAGAGAAGGAAUGGACCUGUAGAAGAAAUUGGGUGUUCUUAUUCAGCAAACCCAAAUAAAAACGGUAUAUGUAACCAA
Messenger RNA from Cebus imitator (Panamanian white-faced capuchin), 4361 nucleotides. RefSeq names its product putative RNA-binding protein Luc7-like 2. The coding region runs from base 2082 to 3257 and encodes 391 amino acids. The transcript has 11 exons. Gene Ontology annotation, cellular component: U1 snRNP; U2-type prespliceosome. NCBI's taxonomy places the organism in Eukaryota, Metazoa, Chordata, Mammalia, Primates, Cebidae. Gene Ontology annotation, biological process: mRNA splice site recognition. Gene Ontology annotation, molecular function: mRNA binding. The record is from RefSeq and is a predicted model, not a curated record.